Molecule: messenger RNA, 6207 nt
Organism: Eremomyces bilateralis CBS 781.70
Lineage: Eukaryota; Fungi; Ascomycota; Dothideomycetes; Eremomycetales; Eremomycetaceae
Exons: 2
Coding region: 403-5730 (1775 amino acids)
Biological process (GO): barbed-end actin filament capping; actin filament bundle assembly; mitotic actomyosin contractile ring assembly
Cellular component (GO): cell division site; mating projection tip
Molecular function (GO): actin binding; small GTPase binding
Source: RefSeq, a predicted model, not a curated record
GUCUCAAUUCAAUCCAUCCCAAGUGUUUCUACACUUUUGCGUCCCCGUACUACAUCGUAUUCCUCCCUCCUCUUACAAUUCCACUCCUUGCCGUAGAGUCGGUGCUGUGUCAUCGAGCGAUAUACAUGACCACACCCCUGUUUACCGCAAUACACACCCCUUGAACGCGCUGGUGGCGGGAAUCCUGCACCGCAAUCCCCGAUUCUACCCUACGACAUUGCACGCAGCAUGGAUUAAUACAUACUCAAGUCGAAUAAACAGAAGGCGUCGGAAUAGGAGGGCAAGCUGGCGACAACAUCGCAUCGAGCCCGCUGAUGGGCAUCAAUAUCCGCGCCAACAACCUUACGCACCCGUGCCUCGGAGUCCAGCUGGGCUUGAACCGACGGCACAAUCUUCCACAAGAUGCCCUCCAGCUCCUCCGCGGAUGCGAAAUCGAGGCAGUCGUCGGGCGGGAAAUCUUUCUUCUCGCGGCGACAUAGAGAGAAAUCCAACGACUACGGCUACUUAAACGCCGAUCCCGCCACGGUGAUGCCCGCACCGUCGGGGUCGCAGUCCUCGCGACAUUCGAAUCGACGGCCUAGUACCGAUCGCCCAGGCUCAUCGGGUCACGAUGCAGCGGGCUUGAACAUGCAGGCGGGCGUCAUCACGUCGAUACCGUACGAGACCGUCGCGGAUCGAGGAUCCCCGAUUGCCGUGAACUAUUUGCCCAACGAAGAGAAUCCGCCGAGGAGAGGCCCGAGGGAGCCAUUACCACAUCAUUUAAAUAAGGCGACCAGCGACUUUCAUCAGUACCCGGUGAUCAAUCGAAUGGCACCUCCCCCGAAGCCCGGCGCGUCUGACGCGCCGCCACGGCCGCCACCGCAUGCCUCCAUGUCGACGCCAGCUUCGAGCGCCUCCGGGGAUCGAAGCGGACACAUGCAGAAUUACAAUAGGAAAGGAGGCGCAUCGAACGGCUUUCAAGAUAUGGCAAUCGCCCCAGGAAAUAACCGUAUGGACGAUCAAGCGAGCAUUCACUCGAACCAUUCGGGAGCCCGAACACCGAGUGUCCAGUCACACACGAAUACCUCACAGCAUUCAUUUUCCACAUAUGGGCAGGAUAUAUCACCCUCGAAAUCACACCAGUCGCCGAUGUAUAAUUCCUCCGCACAAACCCAGAAUUCGCGCUACAGUUCGACAACCUCCUUUUCGCCUGAUGGCUUCAAUUUGAAACGACCAUCGGAUGACCGCCUCAUCGAGAAGGAAUGGCUGAGCUUGAUGAACAAGCGCGGCUGGCUUAAUUUGCCCGAGCAAGCGCGGCGACAGAUGCAGAACUACUCCGUUGACAAGAAAUGGAUGCUGGUAUAUCAAGAUCGUCUGGCCGAGUGGCAGGGAGAUCAGAAGAGAAAAACUGUCGCUCGACACACCGCUGCCGACACCGUCUUCGACCGCGCACACGAGGAGGGAAGCCCCGAGUGGUACGUUCGCAAGGUGCUGGAUAACUCGAUCACCGCGAAGCAGUUGCAGAGCUUAAGCGUCUCUCUUCGAACGCAGCCCAUCGGAUGGGUGAAGGCGUUCGUCGAAGCACAAGGGCAGAUCGCGCUCACGAAUGUGCUCUCGAAGAUCAACCGGAGGCAAGGGCAAGGGCCUGCUCCUCCGACCAAAAAACGGGAUAUGGAUCUGGACCGCGAAUAUGACCUCGUCAAGUGCCUGAAGGCUCUGAUGAACAAUCGAUACGGUGCCGACAAUGCUCUGCAGCAUCCGCAGAUCACCGCGGCGUUGGCGGCCUCGCUCAUCUCCCCGCGCCUCAAUACGAGGAAGCUAGUCAGCGAGAUCCUCACAUUUCUGUGCCAUUGGGGCACUGGUGAGGGACACGCGAAGGUCCUCGGAGCCCUGGACAACCUCAAACAUGCGCAGGGCGAGAAUGGUCGCUUCGACGCAUGGAUGCGCAUCGUGGAAGUCACCACCGACGGGCGCGGCAAGAUGGGCAGUCUGGUGGGUGCCAGCGAAGAGGUCCGCAGCGGAGGCAUCGGGGUCGAGAACCUGCUAAUGGAAUACGCUGUCGCGAGCUUGCUGCUCAUCAACAUGAUUGUCGACGCUCCGUCGGAUGACUUGCAGCUGCGAGUGCAUGUUCGAGCCGGGUUCACAGCAUGCGGCAUCAAGCGCAUCUUGACGAAGAUGGAGGGGUUCCAAUACGAGGUGAUCGAUAAGCAGAUCGACCGAUACCGCACGAACGAGGCGAUUGACUACGAGGAUUUCUUGGAACGGGAGAACCAGAGCAUGGUGGAUAGUGUCGAAGGCGAUUCGAAGGAUUUGAGCGACCCGAUUCAGAUCGCGGAUGCGAUUCAGACGAAGAUCAACGGAACGAGAGCGAACGAUUACUUUAUUUCGACCAUGCAGCAUUUGCUCCUCAUCCGGGAUAACCAGGGAGAAGACCGGCUGCGGAUGUUCCAGCUGGUCGAUGCGAUGCUGAGCUACGUGGCGAUGGACCGGAGGCUGCCCGAUAUGGACCUCAAGCAGAGUUUGAACUUCACCGUCCAGAAUCUGCUGGAUAAAUUAUACACCGACUCCGAGGCACGCCAAGCGCAGGACGAGGCUACCGAAGCGCGGCAGGUCGCGGAUUCGGCGCUCGCGGAGCGAGAUCAGUUGACCGCGCAAGUGCAGCUGGGCGCUGAUGGAUUAGUCGCUAAACUGCAGAAGCAAGUGCAAGAGCAGCAAGCGAUCAUCGACCUGCGCGGGCGGCAGACCGAGACGUUGAAGGCCGAGGUCGCGGAAGUCCAAAGGAUGCGGGCCCAGGAGCUCCAAAGAAAUGAACUGGAGACUCGCGAGCUAUACCUGAUGCUCAGGGAUGCUCAAGAUGCAGCGGCCUCGGUAGCGAAGGACGGCAAAGCUCCGCUCGCAGACCCGACUCAGAUGCAAGGCAUCCUCGACCGCGAGCGGCUCAUGGACCGGCUGGAAAGGCAGCUUGAGCGCGCGAAGACGCAGGCGAAGCUAGAAGGCAAGGCAUUCCAGGGCCCCGGUCCGAGCGACAAGCUGCGCGAGCUUCGUGAGCGGAUGGAUAACCCGAUGGGCCAGCGGUUGGAGAUCGGCGACUACAAAAACAGCAUCAUCGGGUCGGUGUCGCGAGGGAAGAAGGCUCGCCAUUUCGACUCGGAUGACGAGACCGAGAAGGCGGACGAGGAUGCAACGGUGUAUGAACGGCCGCGGUUGGUCGAGAUGCGUCGGCCGAAGAUGAACGCGGAGCAAGCGACGGGUCUGCUUGGCGAGAUCGCGAACAAAGUGAAACGGAUCGACGGCAGCGAUGAUGAGGAGGGCGAUGGUGUCACGACGGGGCCGACACAUCCAAGCAUUGAGUCCGCGUCGCCGAAGACCCCUGAUGAUGAGCAAUUCGAUGGGGCUGGAGGAAGGAAAGGUGUCUCACCGAUGCCUGGAUAUGCUAAUAACGUGCCACCCCCACCUCCACCACCCAUGCCGGGCUAUUCUGGCGCUCCUCCUCCACCCCCUCCACCGAUGCCAGGCUACCAAUCCAAUGGUGCACCUCCCCCUCCCCCACUACCGGGCACCAACGGUGCGCCUCCUCCACCUCCGCCUCCUCUUCCCGGCACCGGCUCCAACUUCGCUCCUCCACCCCCUCCCCCGAUCCCUGGCGCGCCUCCCCUUCCCGGAGCCAAAACCGGCGGCUUCUUGCCCAAGCGUGAUCUCAACACCGCGCCAACCAUGGCACUUCCCGUCGCGCGGCCGAAGAAGAAGCUCAAGGCGCUGCAUUGGGAGAAGGUCGACGCGCCACAAACCACGAUCUGGGCGACGCACACGCCGACGUACGAAGAUCGGGAGGAGAAGUACAAGGAGCUGAGCCGGAAGGGCGUGUUGGACGAGGUGGAAAAGUUGUUUUUGGCGAAGGAGAUCAAGGCGAUCGGCAAGAAGCAGAUGGCCAAAGAUAAUAAGAAGCAGAUCAUUAAUAGUGAUCUGAUGAAGAAGUUCCAUAUAUCCCUUGCCAAGUUCUCGCAAGUCUCCGUUGAAGUGCUGGUCCGCAAGGUCAUCCACUGCGAUUCCGACGUCUUGGAUAACGCGGUUGUUAUGGACUUUUUGCAGAAAGACGACCUUUGCGUGAUUCCCGACAACACCGCCAAGUUGAUGGCUCCGUACGGCAAAGACUGGGCCGGUCCCGAUGCUGCGAGCACCACUCGAGAAUUGGACCCGUCUGAGCUGACCCGAGAGGACCAGAUUUACCUGUUUACUGCCUUCGAGCUCCGCCAUUACUGGAAGAGCCGUAUCCGGGCGCUGUCGCUCACGAGGACGUACGAAGCGGAUUACGACGAGAUCUCGCAGAAAUUGCAAGAUGUCGUCCGGGUAUCAGAUUCGCUGCGAGACUCGGUCAAGUUGAUGAACGUCCUGGGUCUCAUUUUGGACAUCGGAAAUUUCAUGAACGAUUCCAACAAGCAAGCGAUCGGAUUCAAGCUGAGCUCGCUUGCGCGCCUGGGAAUGGUGAAGGACGACAAGAACGAGUCCACCUUCGCCGAUCUCGUCGAGCGGAUUGUGCGAACGCAAUACCCCGAGUGGGAGGGCUUCGUCGAUGAAAUCGAAGGCGUCAUCACGUCACAGAAACUCAACGUCGAGCUGCUCCAACUGGAGGCCAAGAAAUACACAGACAAUAUCAACAACGUGCAAGCGUCCCUCGACGCCGGCAAUUUGUCCGACCCCAAGAAGUUCCACCCCGAAGACCGUGUCAGCAUCGUCGUGCAGCAACACAUGAAAGAAGCGCGCCGCAAAGCCGAACAGAUGAAAGUCUUCCUCGAAAACAUGGUGGAAACGUACGACAACAUCAUGGUCUUCUACGGCGAAGAUCCUACGGACGAGAACGCCCGCCGCGACUUCUUCUCGAAACUCGCGAUCUUCGUCAGCGAAUGGAAAAAGAGCAAGGCCAAGAACGUCGAGAUCGAAGACACCCGCCGCCGCAACGAAGUCAGCAUGCGCCGCAAGCAAAUCAGCGCCCAAACCAUCAACGUCACCGCGGCUGUCGACGGCGACGCGCCGCCCUCUCCCGCGUCCACCGGCGCGAUGGACUCCCUCCUUCAGAAACUCCGCGAAGCCAAGACCGACACCCGCGACCAGCGCGACCGCCGGCGCCGCGCCCGCCUCAAGGACCGACAUCAGGUGCGCGUCGCAUCCGGGCAAAAUAUCCCGGAUAUCCGGAGCGGCUCCGAUGACGCCGACGACGCCGGUUCCGUGUCCGUGUCCGUCGACCCGACUGGGUUGCUCUCCCCGAUAUCCGACGCCGGCGAAGGACCGUCGACGGAGCCGGCGGGCGGCGACGCGGCGGAACAGGACGUGGGCGACCGGGCGGAGGCGCUGCUGGCGGGAUUGCGGGCGGAAAGCGGGAAGGGCGGGGAUGAGGUGCGGGUGCGGAAGCGGCGGGAGAGCGCGAACGAUGAGCGGGAGAGGAGGCGGAGACGACGCGCAGCGGCGGAGUCGGCGGCGAAUGCGGCGAGUGAGGAGGCGGCGUGGAGUCGUGGGUCGAGGAACUCGCGGAUUACGGAGUUGGAGGAGCCGAGGGAUGGGGAGGAUGUGGAGCGGAAUCGAUUGAGCGCGAUUAGUGGAAGUGCGAGUGGGGAGGGCGAGGGUGAGGUGCCGAGAACGAGCGCCGAAUUAAGCAUAUCGGGUAACCCGGAUGCUAUGGAUGGUCCGCAGCUAAGUGCGGCGCCGGUGACGGUUGUGAGUCCGCCGAGUCCUGCAGGAGAGCAAGGGAGGCCGUGAGGUCUUCGGGAGGGGGUAAUGUUUGCUGGGUGAUGCUGAGUCCAACUUGACCGUGGCCCCCGGACGGUUUCCGUGGUCAUUAGCGAUACCAGUUUCUAAUGUCUUAUAUUUUGCUUUACAUCAUCCUUUUUUUCUUCCGCCGUGUACUAUAGGGGAGAUAUCGCUGCGGUAUGCAGUAGGAGGACGGCUGUUGGGGGCCUUUCUUCGAGCAUUUGAGCAGGGCGUUGAGAUUGAUUUGGGGGCGACAGAGCAGCCUUUGCGAUGGAUGUCAAGGACUGUUCCACUCUGCCACUGUUCCUUCAAAUGGAGAUAGCUAUUACAAAGCACCGGGACUGUUAAACCAAUAUUCAGAGCUUGUUUGACUUGCACUCUGCCCUGUCGUUUCGACUCGAGAAACGCUGGACUCCUUCUCCACAUCUCGGUUUCCUCUCAAUCCCAUGCAACUACAGUCAUAGUGCCUAUUAUUAACGAUUGAAG